AUGGACAAGCGCAAACCCCCGUAUACCAUCUCGAGACCGCAGUUGCUACAGCCCCCUUUGUCGGUCAGUCAAAUACCACCACCACCACCGCCGCCGCCCCCUCCUCCUCCGCAAUCCGCCGCGCCACCGUCAAACACUGGACCGCGCCCGUUGUCAGAUAUCCGUGAACUUAGCGAGCCCAGUCUCAUCGACUCAGCCGCCCGGCGCCGCACAGAACAUAGGGCGGAGCGCAACUCCAGCAAUGCAAACACGACGUCUGUAAGGCGCGCGGAAUCGUUGAAGAGGGUCGGCGCAGGCAAGCACGUACACGCGACAAACAUACCAGAGCUUCCGCCUGCGCCACUGCUCCCCGGCGAUGCAUCCUCAUCUUAUUCCAGCACGCCAGAGCAAUCCAGCUUCUACACUGUUCCUUACUCCAGCGUCCCCCGGCGCUCCUCGUCUCAAACCCACUCCCAGCGACCAACGAAAGCUCAUGCCCGGAAGCCAUCCAUCCGCGUCGUCGAGCCAACCGUCGGCCUCAAUCUCGAGGGCUUCACCAUCCCUAACCAUGGCCAGAGUCACUCGCCCGUGAAGCAAGUUGCGCAGGGCUUGGACGCCGUGCAGUCCGACGGCGCAAGACGGAUUCCGUCGCGAACCUACAUCCGCGCGCCGCCGCCCGCGGACAUCCUGGAGUUUCCAUCCUACCGACAUCCCCGGGUCAAGCUAGAGCUGCAAGUCUCGGCGCCAUUGUUUGUUGGUGGGGGAAGUAUUGAGGGCUCUGUGAAGAUCGCCGUUGACGAACACGAACGCACGCGCGCUCGACGCACCCUCGCGAUUGGAGCAAUCUCUCUCGAUUUGCUCGGAUUCGAGGACAUGUCUGGUGGUCGACGGGCGACGUUCCUCGCCAUCGGCACGGAUUUGGUCGAUGUCAGCCACCCUCCCCCGGCAAACAUGAUCGAGCCUCCCAACCUUCUAGCCACUGAGAAUGAGAGAUUCUGGGCCUUAACACCUUCCACCUCAACAUUGCCAUUCAUCAUCAGUCUGCCCCUCGAUACCGGCCCGCCGCCGUUCUAUUCCAAGCACGCCAGCAUUCGCUUCCUCCUCGCCGUGACUGCCCUCAUCAACGACGCCGGCAAGCACUACCGCGUACGGAUGUCACAAGACGUGAAUGUGCUCGCCACAUACGACCCGGAGAAGGCGCUAGGCUCGUUGCCCAGUCCGUCGACGGCAACAGACGAAGUGCUGUUCCCUCGCUUCGGCAGAUGCGAAACGCUCCGGAUCACCGCCGGCCUGCACCGGCAACACGCUCCAGCUGGCACGAGCCAGAAGUCCGCCAGCCAAGCUCGGAUAUUCGAGAGCAAUGAGCAGACGAUGAUUACUCGAUCGUGUUUGAAACCCGGCCAGCAAGGAUGGAACGGUGUCGAAGCGCAUUCCUCCCACACGCGAACGUGCGAACUGGAGCUGCCCCGCGGGCACGCCACAGUGCGAUGCGGCAAGUAUCUCGAGGUGCGCUUCUUCCUCAACAUCACUGCGUCCUUGUCAAACACCAAGCUCGUGUCGGUGCAGUUGCCCAUUAUUCUCAUCCACAUGAACUCGCUUGAUGUUCUGCCCAACUCCGUGGCCCAAGUGGCCGCCGCAAUUGAGGAAAAGUGGGCACAAGGGGAGCAUUGUCGUAUGCGAUCGAAGCAACACGAGGCACUGCAUACCCGACAGCGCUCUACUUCUUCUCCCGCGGCGAUGGCGGAGUUGAGGAGACGGCCAUCGUAUUCGCAAGGACGGGCGUUCGCUGCUCCAAGGCUGCAGUCGAGGCAUCGACAAUGGGCGGUGCAGGACGAUAUCGAGGAUAUGCGGCGCGUGAUCGAUUCGUCGUCGCGUAAAUUUGGAUCUCCAAUGCUUGGAGCUGCGAUCAAGAAAGUAGGAAGCAGCGUCAGCAUAGGAGCGGUCAAUCUGGGCGUCAAAAUUGGCGAUGCGGCUGCGGAGCGUUACCGCACGCCGCCUGCAUCGGCGCAUCGAGUCGGCCAGGCUCAGGGCACUGACUUGAGGGGAACUCGAAUGGGCUCCAGAGAUGCGCUGUCCCGCAUACAGAGCCUCGACUCCUUGUACAAGAAGAGGGGCAAAAGCGAUGUGAAGGCGAGGGGUGACGCGGUCGAUCAGAACACCAGACCGCGCUACCACUUCACCGUGGUGCAAGACCGCAUGGACCCGCACAGCCUGGGCCUUACUUCGACCGGCAGGCGACCAUCCGCCUCCAACGGACACACCGAAGAUUCCAUCUCACGCCCCGCCACCGGCCUCGGGUUUCGAGACAAAUUCGAUCGGAAGAGGUUCGAUUUCAAGGGUAUCAGGACGAAAGGCAGCGGGAAUUUGAGUGAGACGAGCGGGAACGGACGGGAACAGGGCAAGUGGAGGGAUUGGGAGCACGAGGGUUGGAUAUGAGUCGUUACAUCGAGACGGAAAGUUGACUGUCGGAGGCUUGGGUUCCGAGGGGGUUCUGGAGAGCCGUGGGAUGCUCGGGAUCGCCGUCCUGACAUGCGAGUCUAAGACGCGUGCUGCGCACGCGACACGAGGAACGAUGCCAGACCGUGCACUACUUCAGUAUAGUUGUAGCGAGCCGGCGUGUAGUGCCGGUCCUAAAACUUGGCCGGCAGCUCCUUGCGGGGCCUCGCCGUCAAACUGCCGAAUGUGUCAAAAUCGCCGGGAGGCGCAGCAAUUGACGAAUCUUCAGGGCUGUAAUGGGAUGGUGCCCGCACGUAUGUCUCUAUAGAUGUGGCCGAAGAUGGCAGGUCCUUGAGCUAUUGGGUGGGUGAAUAGGCAGGAGGCUUGUAAGUAGGGCUAUGCCCCGCGGAUGAUCGGCAGCACGUGGGGAAGCUACAGUAGGUAGUGACGUACCUGUAACCACGGCAGAGCCUCGAAGCGGCAAAGAUUCAGUAAGC
Neohortaea acidophila is the source of this 2912-nucleotide messenger RNA. RefSeq lists its product as uncharacterized. The record is from RefSeq and is a predicted model, not a curated record. Bases 1 to 2415 code for a protein of 804 amino acids. The transcript has 2 exons. Lineage: Eukaryota; Fungi; Ascomycota; Dothideomycetes; Mycosphaerellales; Teratosphaeriaceae.